ACAGGAGGAGAGGGAUCUGAAUAGGGCAGAGGAGGAGAGAGGUUGUGUUUGUUUGCGUUCAGGCUGAAAUAUGAAACACAAAAGAAAGCCGUGGACAAAAAAAGAGGAGUUGAGAAGAAUGGAAUAAAGUUUUGUCCGCUAACCAAGUCAGUCCCUUCCUAGAAGCAAAGGGCUCUGGCCCCCUCCCCUCCUCUUCCCCAUCCCUCCUCCUCUCGCUCGCUCUCUCGCUCUCUCACUCUCUUUCUCUCUCUCCACCCCCUCCCUCCAGAUCCUCUCUCUUUCUCGCUCUCUCUCUCUCCACCCCCUCUCGCUCUCAGGCUGAGGCGGUUGGUUCACUCCACUAUGCUGUGUAUGCCUGGGACGCAGCAGUGAGAGAGAGAGAGAGAGAGAGAGAGAGAGAGAGGGCUGUGUGAAAGAGAGGGAGCUGUUAUUUAGGUCUUUUACAGCAGACAGGGAGCAGCUUGCCCUAGGGCGAGGGGAGAACGAUAGAGCAACAGAGAGCUCAGAGGAGCAGCCACAGCCAGGCAGGAACCAGCCCUGCAUUCCAGACAAGGGGAAGGGAAAAGGGGGAACAGAAGUUCCAGAAGGAAAGGAGAGAACAGGCGAGAGAGAGAGAGAGAGAGAGAAGGAAGGAAGGAAGGAAAGGGGGGAAAAGGUAGCAGGAGGCAGCAACACAUCAGAGCUACAGGAGGGGUUUGAACCAGGACCUUUGCUGUUGUUGUUGUUGUUGUUGUUGUUGUUGUUGUACUACAGUGAGGUGACCUAGCUACUCCAGGAGGAAGGAAGAGGGGUAGGUAGAGCAUCAGGGUUUAUCUGUGUGUUCUCAAGAGGUAGGGACUAGGGAAGUGGUACUGUAACAGUAGAAGGAGGGUUAAAGCUCCACCACCAUGUUUGACUGUAUGGAAGCUCUGGGGAUGGGCCCCCGCCAGCUUUAUGAUGUCACCAGCCGGGGUACGUGCAUGCUGCGGAAGGCAAGCCCCUUCUUCGCGGGCCUGGACCCCUUCGCCUGGACCGGCAGCGCCAGCGUUCAAUCGGUGGAGACCCAGAGCACCAGCUCAGAGGAGAUGGUCCCCAGCUCUCCCUCUCCACCUCCCCCGCCACGCAUCUACAAGCCCUGCUUCGUGUGCCAGGACAAGUCCUCCGGCUAUCACUACGGGGUCAGCUCCUGUGAGGGCUGCAAGGGCUUCUUCCGGCGCAGUAUCCAGAAGAACAUGGUGUACACCUGUCACCGGGACAAGAACUGCCAGAUCAACAAGGUCACCAGGAACCGCUGCCAGUACUGCCGACUGCAGAAGUGCUUCGAGGUCGGCAUGUCCAAGGAAGGUGAGAGACCAGUGCGCAACGACAGGAACAAGAAGAAGAAGGACGUGAAGGAGGAGUUGGUGCCUCCGGAGAGUUAUGAGCUGAGUGGAGAACUGGAGGAGCUGGUCAACAAAGUCAGCAAGGCCCACCAAGACACCUUCCCCUCACUGCUGCAGCUGGGCAAAUACCACACCGUAAGAGUCUCACACAUUUGGAACUCCAGUGCAGAGCAGCGCGUGCAGCUGGACCUGGGGCUGUGGGAUAAGUUCAGUGAGCUCUCCACCAAGUGCAUCAUCAAGAUCGUGGAGUUUGCCAAGCGCCUCCCCGGCUUCACCACCCUCACCAUCGCUGACCAGAUCACCCUCCUCAAGUCAGCCUGCCUGGACAUCCUGAUGUUGAGGAUCUGCACGCGCUACACCCCAGAGCAGGACACCAUGACUUUCUCUGACGGGCUGACCCUGAACCGGACCCAGAUGCACAACGCAGGCUUCGGCCCGCUCACAGACCUGGUGUUUGCCUUCGCUGGCCAGCUGCUGCCUCUGGAGAUGGAUGACACAGAGACUGGCCUCCUCAGCGCCAUCUCCCUCAUUUCUGGAGACCGUAUGGACCUGGAGGAGCCCCAGAAGGUGGACAAGCUGCAGGAGCCCCUGCUGGAGGCCCUGAAGAUCUACGCCCGUCGCAGACGCCCCAACAAACCACACAUGUUCCCCCGCAUGCUGAUGAAGAUCACUGACCUCAGAGGCAUCAGCACCAAGGGGGCCGAGAGGGCCCUCACUCUGAAGAUGGAGAUCCCAGGCCCCAUGCCUCCUCUGAUCAGGGAGAUGUUAGAGAACCCAGAGGCCUUCGAGGACCAGACAGAGAGCAGUGGAGAGAGCUCCCCACCGCCUGCCCCUCCACCCGCUCCACCAGCCUCCACCAAACCCCCCACCACCAUGAAGACUGAGGCCGAGGACGAGGAGGACAGCUGGGGGACAGAGAACGGCAGUGAGCCCUCCCCAGAGGAGGAAGAUGAGGAUGAUUAUGAUGAUGGGGAGGAAGAGGACAGGGGCUCGGACAGUGAGGGGGAAUCCUGGGCUCUGGAGAGUGGCAGCGAAGGGGAUAGGAAGAGCCGUGCCAGGAGGGCGCAGUGAGGAGGAGAGGCGAUCACACACAAAUACAGUCUGUGCACUCAAAUACACACACUAACUGACGUAAUCAUACACACGCACGCACACACACACACACACACACACACACACAGACACACAGACACACAUACACCCACCUUACCCCUUCCAAUGCUGGCCCUCCCUCGCUUUCCUCUGUAUCCUCUCCAUCUCCCUACUGCACAUCAGUCUCUCCAAGCAGGACAUGACAGGACAGGAGAGACUUACACCUAACUGUACAGACACUAUAACUCAGGUUCUCUGACUCACAGGUUCCUGAUAAGUAACAUGCAGACACGCGGAGAGACCUGCAGAGAUACUAUUAUAAAAGAGGGACGGAGAGACGACAUGAUGCAACCGACUGGACUCGUGAGUCCUGAUAUAGAGAAGAGGGAAGAUGGCGUGAUGGCAACAAAAACGAAAAGCGGACUCUUUGACAACAAAAAUAAAUCUUUUUUUUUUACUAUCUUUUUGUUUGUAUCUACAUAGAGGAAUGGCCAAAACAGAAAGCAUGAACUGAACAAUAGACUAUUUCCAACGGAUGCAAAGCAAAACACGUUUCUGAAAAAGACAAACACAGGAUGAAACCAAACUGAAUAUGCUAAUCGAUUUUUCUGCUGUUAUUUGCUUUUGAAUACUGUUAAAAAAAAGUAUUUUUUUUUUCUUGAAUUUUCUUUCUUUCUCAAUGUAUUAAUUAGUCCAUACAUAUCUAUAUAUACCAUUAUAUUUUGUUUGUUUGUAAUCCUGGUUUUGUAAAUGAUUUCUUUAGAUGAGGUUUUGUUUUUUGAGGAGUUUCCCAUUACUACGGAUAUAUCCAGAGAGAGAGACGAAUCAGAAUCCGAACUGGCAGACCUCGAACUGAAUCUUCUUUCCAACUGCGCCGCUGGUGUUUUUUGGGCAGUUUUGCGCGCCGUAGAUGUCAAUGAUAAUCAACUCCGUAAUGUUGUGUUACAGUGACUAAAGUUGUGGAUUGGUGUUGUUUAUCAGGGGACUAGCAUUCAUCUAUGUGCUUCCUUUCAACGCAACAAACUAUGCUGUCGAAUGGAUAGUGUCUCAGUGCCAAAGUUAGCAACUCAACACACACUGACAUGUAAAAGUAUACGCACACACGCACACACACACACACACAUACUAAACCUCGAACCUAUAACAAAUGUGCCAUUUUGGCUUUGUUUGGUAGACAGAGAUUGACAGUUGGCCGUAGCACUUGGCUGUGGCACUUCAAUAUCUUGUUUUAUACAAUGCAUCUUUAUUGCCCAAUAUUGACAGUACAGUCAAUGGCAAUCUCAUCUUAUUCAGCAGUCAUGCAAUUGACGAACACAACGGAAAUGUAGAGAACUAUCAUCAUCAAAUGCCUGUGAAAUCCGAAGCACUAUUUGACAAUUUGACAACGUGCACAAGCAAACACUCGCUGACACGUGAUCAACACACACGCAGACACACGCAAGUUCAAACCAGGAACUGUUAGGGGCAACGACAUGAAAACAGACUUCUCAGGGCUUCACUGUUACUAAGGACCAAACCCUAGCGGCCGCCACGCUGUAGGGUGCGCUAGGAACAGGCAAUAUUUAUGUGUGUGUAUUUUUGACUCAAGUCAGUGGGAUCUGACCAGUAAACUCCUAGCUCGGUGUACAUAGUAGAUAGAUGACUGGUCUAACAAAUGGCGUGGAUGCCAGCCAGCCUGUUACCCUUUUCACACUAUCAUGCCAACCCAAACCAAACCAGUGCUGGCAGGGGUAUUCUAUUUUCACAUGGUCCUUUCCAGCACAGUUCCAGGAACUACGGUGGGUGCAGGGCCAGGCCAGCUCUGUCCAGCUCAGUUUGGCUCGGCUCACUGGUGUGAAAAGCAUCAUCUGUCUCAGACCUGGCAUCCGAGAAACCAACUGCCUUCUCAUCCGAAGCCAUGACAUCAUCAUGUCUUUGUAAUGUUGUAGGAUUGUACCCCUGCUCUCAUGUCUUCUUCAGUGAAGUGGCAGGCCCAUGUGUCCUCCCGUCUUCUUCUCUUGCCAACGUGUCUCAGUCAAUAUGUAACCAACGGUUCAUGAUGCAGCUGGCUACGUGUACAUUCCAGAGUUUUGUACACAGUCUCGCUACGAAGAUACAGUAUAUGAACAGGAGCGCAACAGACUCCUCCCAGCGGUAGAGAAAGAGGGCCUACUGUACAGUUCUCUCUGAAUGUGGCCCUCCUGGUUGGUUUUUGAGUGUGUGUACAGGCUUUAACAUGCCUCCUCUGUCAUCGGGUGGAUGUUCUCUGUACGGCGCUGUUGCGUCACACAGGAGCGCUUGAGAAGCAGAGCCGGCGAGGUUUGAUGACCUAAUUUCCUCUCGGCCUGCCCUGCCAGGCCUUCAUGAUGCAAACGUUGCGAUUAUGCUGUUUUGGUGCCGGUGUUCUCUGUAAAACAUGGCCAGGGUAUUGUCCAAUCUUCUGUUCAUACCAACUCUGUCAUACAACGAAAAAGCCAUAUGAACUGUACGGCACAAUAAAUGACUUUUGUGAGAUUAAUAACACA
Messenger RNA from Oncorhynchus mykiss (rainbow trout), 4957 nucleotides. RefSeq names its product retinoic acid receptor gamma-A. NCBI's taxonomy places the organism in Eukaryota, Metazoa, Chordata, Actinopteri, Salmoniformes, Salmonidae. Gene Ontology annotation, molecular function: zinc ion binding; RNA polymerase II cis-regulatory region sequence-specific DNA binding; nuclear glucocorticoid receptor binding. Gene Ontology annotation, cellular component: transcription regulator complex; nucleus. Gene Ontology annotation, biological process: cellular response to corticotropin-releasing hormone stimulus; retinoic acid receptor signaling pathway; regulation of transcription by RNA polymerase II. The record is from RefSeq and is a predicted model, not a curated record.